CCUCCACGGGUCUGGUUGUCGAGGUAAAACAGCCUCUCGAAGCCGUGAAGUCAAGCCGUCCGCUUCGGAAUUCUGUUUAUAAUAUAUUCCAUUCCUGGGAAGGAUUUUUUUCCGCCGCUUCAUGUGUGCUGGGGAAAUUAUCGGCUCAAAGUCGUUGGAAAGGAACAGCAGCUCGUGCUUGAUCAGCACGUUUCUGGCAUCUCCAAGCCCCGUGGGCAUCUUUUAGAGCCGGUGAAGCCACACAGGCUGAGGAGAGGAGGGGAGAGAGAAGUUCCCUGCAGAAAGGCAUCAUGGACGCGACUCCACAAGAGGUUCUGCACCAGGGAUGCAUAACAAUCUCGGGAUAUGGGGCAGUGCCAGAAUGUGGCUCGCUCAGUUCAGGGAGUAAUGAAACAACUGAUUGGAACAGUGGCAGCUCAGAGACGAACCGCUCCAGUGACUCAUCUGUGGACUCCUGCCAGUUCUCCCCUCGGCCUCCCUACCGCGCGACAACUCAAGGAGCCUCUGCCGACCCUUGCAAGAUUCAGGUCCCCUCAGAAGGCAAGAGCGACACGGGCCGUCAGGUUGGGAAGUUGCGAAUACGCCACCCAGGCCGGGAGAGGCAGAACGCCAGCGAGAGGGAGAAGCUGAGGAUGAGGGGCCUGUCCAGGGCCCUUCACAACCUGCGGUCCUACCUGCCCCCGUCCGUGGCGCCCGCCGCUCAGAGCCUGACCAAGCUGGAGACCCUGCGGCUGACCAUCCGCUACAUCGCCCACCUGACGGAACUGCUGGCACUGAGCGAGGAGGGUCCGUCGGCAGGCAGAGACACAGAGGGCGUGCGCUGGGUGGGAUGCCCGCAAGGGUGGUGUCCAGGCAGUCAGAAUCCCCCACUGGAACAUCCGCCCUAUCCAGGAGUCUCGGUAAUGAACGGCAGGAGUGGGCUGGAGGCUGCUUUUCAGGAUAUCCCCCACAGUCAGAAUUUCACCACGAACAAUGUGAAUCUGCAGCUGGUCCCCUGGUUUCCAUGGCAACAUUAAAAUUUCCCCCAGGGCCUAACAUAUU
Molecule: messenger RNA, 1041 nt
Organism: Mobula hypostoma (lesser devil ray)
Lineage: Eukaryota; Metazoa; Chordata; Chondrichthyes; Myliobatiformes; Myliobatidae
Product: mesoderm posterior protein 1-like
Exons: 2
Coding region: 291-1016 (241 amino acids)
Biological process (GO): regulation of transcription by RNA polymerase II; heart morphogenesis; mesoderm formation
Cellular component (GO): nucleus
Molecular function (GO): DNA-binding transcription factor activity, RNA polymerase II-specific; RNA polymerase II cis-regulatory region sequence-specific DNA binding; protein dimerization activity
Source: RefSeq, a predicted model, not a curated record